This is a messenger RNA of Cololabis saira (Pacific saury), 1336 nucleotides long. RefSeq names its product 26S proteasome non-ATPase regulatory subunit 11A. Gene Ontology annotation, cellular component: proteasome regulatory particle, lid subcomplex. The transcript is spliced from 12 exons. The coding region runs from base 67 to 1335 and encodes 422 amino acids. NCBI's taxonomy places the organism in Eukaryota, Metazoa, Chordata, Actinopteri, Beloniformes, Belonidae. Gene Ontology annotation, molecular function: protein binding; structural molecule activity. The record is from RefSeq and is a predicted model, not a curated record. Gene Ontology annotation, biological process: ubiquitin-dependent protein catabolic process.
CCGCGCCUGCGAGGCGGGAAGCGAGCCGGCAGAGAGAGAGCGAGAGAGCAGAGCAGCAGCGGAAAGAUGGCCGCCGCGGCUGUGGCUGAGUUUCAGAGAGCGCAGUCUCUUCUCGGGACAGACCGGGAUGCCUCCAUCGAUAUCUUACACUCUAUAGUGAAGCGGGACAUCCAGGAUAGUGAUGAGGAGGCGGUGCGUGUGAAGGAGCAGAGCAUCCUGGAGCUCGGUGGUCUGCUGGCAAAGACGGGACAAGCUGCAGAGCUUGGCGGCCUGCUGAAGUAUGUCCGGCCCUUCCUCAACUCCAUCUCCAAGGCCAAGGCAGCCCGGCUGGUCCGCUCCCUCCUGGACUUGUUCCUGGACAUGGAAGCUGCCACCGGCCAGGAGGUCGACCUCUGCCUGGAAUGCAUCGAGUGGGCCAAGGCCGAGAAGAGGACCUUCCUCCGACAGGCCCUGGAGGCUCGACUUAUAUCACUGUAUUUUGACACAAAGUGCUACACGGAGGCACUACAACUUGGCUCCCAGCUGCUGCAGGAGCUGAAGAAGAUGGAUGAUAAAGCCCUGCUGGUGGAGGUGCAGCUGCUGGAGAGUAAGACCUACCAUGCUCUCAGUAACCUGCCCAAGGCCCGGGCUGCUCUCACUUCUGCCAGGACGACUGCCAACGCAAUCUACUGCCCCCCCAAACUACAAGCAGCUUUAGACAUGCAGUCAGGGAUCAUUCAUGCAGCAGAGGAGAAGGACUGGAAAACGGCGUACUCCUACUUCUACGAAGCCUUUGAGGGCUACGACUCCAUCGACAGCCCCCGAGCUAUCACAGCGCUUAAAUACAUGCUGCUGUGCAAAAUCAUGCUCAAUCUGCCAGACGAUGUUCAGGCUCUCACCAGCGGCAAGCUAGCGCUGCGGUAUGCAGGCAGACAGACGGACUCUCUGAAAUGCGUUGCACAAGCCAGCAAGAACCGGUCACUGGCAGACUUUGAGAAGGCUUUAACGGAGUACAAAGCGGAGCUGAGGGAUGACCCCAUCAUCAGCACCCACCUGACCAAGCUGUACGACAACCUGCUGGAGCAGAACCUGAUCAGGGUCAUCGAGCCGUUCUCCAGGGUCCAGAUUGCACACAUCUCCUCCCUCAUCAAACUCCCUAAAGGAGACGUGGAGAGGAAAUUAUCCCAGAUGAUCCUGGAUGAGAAGUUUCAUGGUAUUUUGGACCAAGGUGAAGGUGUUAUGAUCGUCUUUGACGAGCCGGUGGUGGACAAGACGUACGAAGCCGCGCUGGAGACCAUCCAGAACAUGAGUAAAGUGGUCGACUCGCUUUACAACAAAGCAAAGAAACUCACAUAAG